AUGCAGUUGGGGCUAGAUGCAACCCCGACAUACAAACGUACAGGGCGACCUGUGCAUCCUCUAUGGGCACAUUUUUAUCGUGGAAAUAAACGCAACCGCUAUCACUACCACGCAUUUUGUUCUUAUUGUGUAGCACGUUAUGGUGUUGAUCAGGUGCUGCCUACACGUGGUGUAUCUGCUGACAUGCUCCGACAUCUAGAGAGCUGUCCCAAUUUUCCUCGCAAAGUCCUGGACACAGUUAAAGAGCUAUGUGGUCGUCGAGAUCGGAUAAUACAUACUAGGAAGGACAUAAAAAAUGAUGAUAAUAGCAGUGGUAAUCAUCUGAUUGACGAAGAUCAAGUGCUGCUCUUAGACGCCAUGACAGUCUCGAAUCUGACGCAGAAGACGGCAGAUGACGCAGUUGCUGUCAUUGCUGCAAUUGCAACACCAGAGGACCCAAAGGUGACAAGAAAAAGGACAAUAAGUGAAGUGUUGGAUAUGCAUGUGGACACUACUACUAGUAGAGAUGCAGAGAAGAGACUGACAUUGAAAAGUGGACAGAAUGCUGGACAGUACUUGACAGUAGCCACGAAACGUGGACAAAAGAAUGCAACGGAGGAGGACAUUGUGACGAGAUGGAGGACAAAUUUGCUACAGACCGCAGUGGUAACGGGUAUCCCACUUUGGGCUUUUCAGAAAAGGGAGUUUCAGGACUUGCUGCAGGUUCUCAGUCCUGUAAGGGUGGAGAGUCAUGAACUAAUCAGCAGCAUCGGGAGUCUUACGUUUUUGGAAGAAACUGCAGCUAAACUGGCGCGUACGCAACUGGAUCGAGUGAAAGAAGGCACGAUUAAGAGCGGUCUGACGCUGAGUGUGACCUAUUGGUGCACUUUGGAUCUGCAGCAUCUGGUUGCGUUCACACUUGUCAAUUCGAAUGGAGACGCUGCAUGUGUACGAGUGGAAGAUCUGAAAUGUCGAUAUGCUGCCGGUGACAACAGUGAUCGUGCUUCUCCAUUGCUGUGUCUAGCACAAGUGCUACCGCUUGUCCACGCCAUUGAAGAUGUUUUGCUGCAGUUGAGUAAGCAGAAUAUUUGUGUCAUGGGGAUUGUAACUGACUCGGCGAUAGCAUUGAGUGCUGCAAAAACAGUGUGUCGUAGUACACGAUGGCGCCCUUUGUUGGUAGUUCCCUGUAUGUCCGCGUUGCUGACGUCUUUAGCGGGUAGCAUUUUGACACACAAAGUGUACCGUGAUGCAGUGGGGCAGCUUGUGGAAAUUGCUUCAUAUUUUACCAAUUCACGACUGCAAGCAUCACUGCGCAGCAUAUCUGGCGAAAGUGAUGCACGUAUUCCGCUCCCGACAAGAAAUCACUGGUUCUCAUUCGUGGUUUGUCUAACAAAGACGUUGCAUUACAGCGACGUGAUCACUGCAUUAUGUACAAGACACGAAGAACGAGGCUGUGUUUCGGCACCGUUGGCACUGCGCGAACUCGUUCUUAGCAAUAACAGCCGCAUCUGGGAAAAACUACGAGGGUUGGCUGUGCUUCUUGCCCCGUUGCGAGAAGCGUGUAGCCUUGUGUUCCAGUCCCAAGCUAGAGCGGACGAGAGCAAGAGUGCUUGCGAUAACGAUGACGAAUGCGCGACCAGUGUCCGUGGAGGACUUACCCUCGCUCACAUCAUGUAUCAGCUUGGCCGCAUGAGUCAGCAGUACGCUACUCUUGCAGAAUGUACUGACCUGAAUUCAUCAUCGAGCACCAAUGGCGAAGAGACAACAGUCGUGGCACACUAUCUUCAUGAACUUUUGGACAGUAUGUGGCAGCGGUACGACCUGCCAACGAUGGUGCUCGCAUACGUGUUUGAGUUUCACAUGGAUACGGAGCGGCUAGACAUGAGUAAUAGUGCGCUCCAGUGGAAGGCUGUGUCAUCUUAUUUUCAACAUUACUUUCAGCGCUGGUUCUGCCAGUCACAGGAAAGUCAGGUAAAAAUAGCAAGUAAUUUAACCGUAUUCACGCCGAUCUCGAGCAACAAGAUCGAAGCGAUUCUCAACGCAUACCAAAUUCGCCAGUUCCCGUUCGAUGCUGACACGACAAGUGAUUAUACCGAUGCGUCGUCUUUCUAUUCCUUCGUGUCGGACUCUCAUCCUGAGGUUUGCGCGCUUUGCUGCCGACUGUAUGCUGUUGCGUUAGCUUGUGUCGACCUUCGCCGUGUCAUUCGUGGUAUCGGGUUCCUGCCUUCUGUCGCGCAGACGAGUAAGCGUCCUGAACAAGUAGAACUGCUACUUCACGUGGGCUACGCAACAAGGAUGAAGAAAACAAGACGUCCUUCUGGAGGUAACAACAUUCUACCUGAGCUCCUGCAAGCCAGUUGUCCAGAAGAAUUACUCUGUAGUGGCGAAGAAUGGGAUGCGUUCUCGACGGACUGGAAGCAGUUUCUUGACCACGAAUUGGCACUCGGCGAGUCGGAGCAGCUUCAAAGGUACGACAGCAUUGGUAGCUGCUACCAAGAUAAGAACGACGAAGCCGUCCGAUUGCCUCUUAACCAGCUUUUCUUGGAAGCGCUUCCUCCAUUACCUGGUAGCACCUGCACCUGA
Molecule: messenger RNA, 2562 nt
Organism: Peronospora belbahrii
Lineage: Eukaryota; Oomycota; Peronosporomycetes; Peronosporales; Peronosporaceae
Source: the annotation of a GenBank genome assembly